CCAUUUAUAGAAAAGCAAAGAUCGCUUUAAGUUCCACAGCGUUGCUUUCUUUAAGAACAAGCGCAAAAAAAAAAAAAAAAAAAAAAAAAGAAAAAUGGAGAACCAGCUUUGCAAGCUCUUUGUCGGCGGCUUGAACGUCCAGACAACAGAUGACGGCCUUCGCCAGCAUUUCGAGCAGUACGGGGAGCUGACCGACUGCGUUGUUGUCCAAAACCAGCAGCUCAAGCGCUCCCGUUGCUUCGGGUUUGUGACCUACUCGACUGCGGAGGAGGCUGAUGCAGCAAUGGCGGGUAGGCCUCAUGUUGUAGACGGCAACAACGUGGAGCUGAAGAGAGCCGUGGCCCGGGAAGACGCCGGCAAACCCGAGGCCCUUGCCAAGGUGAAGAAAAUCUUCAUCGGUGGUUUGAAAGAGGGCGUGGAGGACGAACACCUAGCAAACUACUUUUCCCAGUUCGGUACACUGGAGAAAGCCGAAGUGAUCACCGACAAGCAGACGGGCAAGAAGCGCGGCUUCGGCUUUGUGUACUUUGAAGACAACGACUCUGCUGACAAGGCCGUGGUGCUCAAGUACCACACCAUCAACGGGCACAAAGUGGAGGUGAAGAAGGCCCUCUCCAAGCAGGAGAUGCAGGCCGGCGGCGGCAGGGGGAGAGGAGGGCGCGGAAGAGGACAAAAUAGCUACGGCGGUGGCAGGGGAGGUGGCGGGUACAACAGCUAUGGCGGCGGCUACGGGGGCAAUGAUGGCGGCUAUGGCGGUGGCUACGGGAGCGGUGGCGGCUAUGGAAGCAGCGGCGGAUACGGGGGCAGUGGCGGCUACGGAGGAGGAUACGGAGACCAGAUGGGCGGCUAUGGCAACGGAAACGGGUACAAUGACUUUGGCAGCAACUACGGCCAGCAGUCCUCCGGCUACGGGGCGAUGAAAGGGGGUAACUACUCCUCCGGCAGAAGCAGCGCACCAUACUCCAGAGGUGGCGGCGGCUACGGCAGGGGGGGCUAUGGAGGCUCCUACUAAAGCGAGGCCUGCGUCGCUCCCGCUGCGUGGCUACACAAAGAGCGGCUCCAUCACCUAGCCGGUAAGAAAUUUAUGAUCCUAUUGGAUUCCCCAAAAACAGAACUCAGAACAGUACCACUGUACAUUGAAAUAUCUGGCAAAAUUAUGGACGCUGAACCCCAGCCUUAUCAUUAAGAAAGGAGACCUCACAAUUCCAUGCUGGUUCAAAAAAGGUAAUAAAAUCCUUACCGGCAAAACAGACAGACUUAACUUAAAUGGCCACAUCUAACUGUUGCAGUACCAGUUUAAAACCAGUUUAGAUUGCACGUGUUUUUAUUUAACUUCUUUUUUUAUUUCUUGUAAACGACCCAGAGUCUGUUACAAACUUAUCUGGACUAGGUAAAAACAUAUGGUCUUGUUCUGUAUUCAUUAUAUAUAAAUAUGAGAUUCCAUACUUGGAGCAAAUAGCACGGAUCUUGUCCAGUGUAGUUAGAUAUGUCUGUAUAUAUCUAGUUCUCCCCCACCCACCCACACCCGCCACCCCUUUAUUUUUUUUUUUUAUUUUUUUUUAAACAAACGUACUGUAAUUUUAAGCAUAAAUUAGCGUUGUGGCAUUUUUCCCCUCUAGUCCUAGGAUUCGCUGGGUCAAAUGCAGUGAACGUGAAAAUGUAAUCCAAUAGUACCUUCCAGAGAUGGGGGAGGGGUACAUUAGGAGUCUUCAGAAAUGCAUUUAAGAAUGUCUGAUUUCAAAUUCACCUCGAUCUUUAGAACUGGCACUGCCAGGAUUGUUGCUGGAAUGUGGUAAUGUAUGGUAACUUGGUUUCACUUCACGUCUAAAUGUUGCAGCCGCCUAUAUAUAUUUUGUUGAUAUGCAGUACUUAACUUGCAUUUGUCAUUUACUAUAUGCUAAAGUAACAUUGUUAUUGCUGUGAAUAUAGAUAGUUGUUUUUUUUGCAGGAGCUUCAUACAGAAGCGCAAUUCGCUAGAUUUCAUUGUUUUUAAUUUCAGAACCUGUAGGAGCUCAGUGUACCUUAGCAAGCAUGUUCACUGCAGUUGACCAGAAGCGUGUUUUAAAUUUUCCAGCGGGGUAUUUUUGGGGGAGGGCAAUGGAGUAAAAGGAAUUCUGAAAUAAGAGCAUGGAAACCAUUCGGCUACAAGUGAUAUCUGGAGCAACUGGUAUUUUGGAAGAAGGGGGUGGGAGCGAGGGAGUGUAGUCUUCAGCUAGUGAAGAAAUAAAGCUGUGUUUUGAGGCAUUGUAUGUGGUUAAGUUUUUUUGCAGAUAAUCUUUACACCCCAUAAAAAAAUUCAAACGAGAUGUUCUGGAGGAGUGGUCGCUUUAGAAGACAACAAGUUUAUUGUCAUGCCUUCCAUUGUGUGAUACACCUGGUGCACGUUUUAACCUCUUAGCAUUGUUAAGUACUGGUAUACAAUUGUAUGUUUCUCUUCACAUUUUCUUUUUUAUUAAAUAAAGCAAAAAAAAAAAAAAAAACAGGUUAUCUUACUUUAUGCUGUAUUUAGUACCCAACACGACUUAAAUCAACCAGCUUAGGAAACAUAAGAGGUAAGGCCCCUAUGAUCCUUUACACGUUUUUUUGCAACAAUUUCAUUUUUACCUUUUUGAUGUGUGGACUGACCAUUUUAUUUUGUGGUCUUCAAAUGGUAGCCUACAUUCUGCUCCCCAGAUUCUCGAAUAUGAAGAGGGGGAUCUCCCCCACCCACCCCGAAGACCAUUAUGGAGACUUCACACCUAGUACCACCCCACCCUCCCCCAUACUACCAAGGGUGUAAAUUAAUACAUUGGUAUCCAAACCGUUUUUCUAGUUCCCUCAAAACAAGGGAAAUAGCUUCCAACAUUGAAUAGCUCAACCAAUCCUGUAGUAUUUCAAAAUAAAGGUUUCUGUGACCUGUUUUGACAGCAGGUUAAAUAUUUUUUGUAACAUGACUAUACAGAGUUUAAAACUUCCAAUUUGCCAAACCAGUCCGUGGUCAGGGCUUCAGGGUGGAUCUUCAUUCCCUAUAUUCUGGAAUGCCUGCAGUUGUUCCGUCUGAAGAGCUGAUGUAACUAUAGGUGAAGUGUAAUAUGGGUGCUAUAUAUAUAUAUAAACAUUUCAAACUUAUUUAGGAAUACACAUGAUUAUAAAGUUUUGGUUUAUCCAAUAUUUAUGUACAAAUUUUUAUUUAUAAUCUUAAUAUUUUAAAUCUUAUUUUUUAUCAUGCAGGUUUGGUCUUGCAUAAUUUAGUUUUCACACUAGGAAAAAAUAUAAAUAAUCGACCUGUGAAGUUGAAGUACCUUUUAAAACUAUUUACAACUUUGUGCUGUCUGUCCCAUAGCUGAAUAAAAAUGCAUUCAAACUUGCAAAUCCUGUUUAAAAAUGGGGGUCUGGCUGCUUCGGACUUGCCCUAUAAGGAUGGAGCAAGCACCAGUAGCAACUAUAAUAUCCAAUUUCAUAAGUAUAAAAAAUGUCAAGUGUGUGUUUUCAUUUAUGCGGAGUGGCUUGAACUGGUCACACAGCAAUUUAAUUGUUUUUUUUGAUGCUCAAUAUUUUAAUAGGGUGUUCAGCUGGUGUCUAUGUAGGCUUGAGUAAACUACAUAGGAUGCCUUCUCGUGGAGGAGUGGUUGGCUUGUUCUAAGGGUUCUGAUUAUUUCUGAUUCCUAUAUUCAGGUAUUCAUUUUGUAAUCCUGGUACCUCACAAAUAGCUGUAGACGUUUGUUUAUACGGGGACCCUGUUCAGUACCCGGGUUCGACAUUGUGAUAGGACUCUGAAAAGUUUCUCAUUAGGAUCACAACCUGCAAUACUAGUAUAGUUACUGAAACCGCACAGAAGUGUUUGCAGGGGAUGUAACCAUAUUGUGCAAGGAUAAGCGAGCAGAAGCAAGGUUUGUGACUUCUCACGCAUUACUUUACCUAAGUUUGCCAUGACGUUUGAUUUCAAUAGGGUAUGUUUUAUAAAGAAGCUAACAAAAUAUUGUCAAUCAACUUGCUUCUGCAUUUUACCCUAUGUGGGUCAAGUUGUUAAAAUUAAAUUCUGGCUAGUGUUAUGUGCUGAGAAACAUUUUAUUAAGUAGCAUGUUUUAUUAAACAUGAUGCCCAUUUAAACUGUUAGUUUGGAGUCUAAGAUUUGUUAUUUUUGUCUCCAGACAGCACUCAGUGAUUGGAUGGUAAUCCCUUGACAGAUGAGCUCAGGCCCAGGUCCAGAGUCAUUAGAGGAAAGACUGUACACACAGGAUUCACUUGUUCGGCGUCAGCGGUUGGUCUUCGUAUACCGUCACUCCCUGAAGUGGGCUGAGGUUGGUCUCCAUGGGCCUGGAGUGCAUCUUUACCCAGCGAUUCUCAACACCAUGGAACGCCGUCCUUAAAGACUUGGCUCGGGUUCAGCACAGGAGUUCAGAUCAUUGUUAAACUGAGUGUACCAACUGGUCCUGGAUUAUAACUGUGUCGUGUACAGCACUUUGGGAAGCUUUAGUAUUGCAUUGUGAAUUAAUUAAAAUGUAUUUUGAAGUAGUUUUCUAAUGUUGUUGGCGGUUUCCAAAAGCUAAGAAACCAGAGUGUAGUUUGCAAUGACUGAAUGAAUUUUAAAAAUAUUAAAUUAAACUUAAUUUAUUUAAACUUAAAAA
Polyodon spathula (Mississippi paddlefish) is the source of this 4607-nucleotide messenger RNA. RefSeq names its product heterogeneous nuclear ribonucleoprotein A0-like. The coding region runs from base 95 to 1012 and encodes 305 amino acids. NCBI's taxonomy places the organism in Eukaryota, Metazoa, Chordata, Actinopteri, Acipenseriformes, Polyodontidae. The record is from RefSeq and is a predicted model, not a curated record. The transcript is spliced from 3 exons. Gene Ontology annotation, molecular function: RNA binding.